Betta splendens (Siamese fighting fish) is the source of this 2820-nucleotide messenger RNA. It is a transcript of the gene elovl4a, whose product is annotated as ELOVL fatty acid elongase 4a. Gene Ontology annotation, biological process: fatty acid elongation, saturated fatty acid; fatty acid elongation, monounsaturated fatty acid; very long-chain fatty acid biosynthetic process. Gene Ontology annotation, cellular component: endoplasmic reticulum; endoplasmic reticulum membrane. The record is from RefSeq and is a predicted model, not a curated record. Lineage: Eukaryota; Metazoa; Chordata; Actinopteri; Anabantiformes; Osphronemidae. Gene Ontology annotation, molecular function: fatty acid elongase activity. The transcript is spliced from 7 exons. Bases 266 to 1216 code for a protein of 316 amino acids.
CUGACGCUGGUGAUGCGUGGAUCAGAGGAGACGUUCAUUGAAUCCAACGCGCAGUAGAGGCUAGUAUGGUCCCCUAACGAGGAAUUCAUGCCCUCGCCGUGCGUUCAACGGCCCUUUUAUUUCACACUGGAAGCAGAACAACUCGCCCCUUCAUACACGGCGCGGACAGGCGAGCGCAGGGCGGAAAAUCGCUCGUUGGUGACCUUGCAUUGAAUGUCCUACUUGACGGAUUUUUAAAGCAGCGACACGAUCGUCAGCCACAGCCAUGGAGAUCGUCACACAUUUAAUUAACGACACCAUCGAGUUUUACAAAUGGACUCUAACUAUUGCAGACAAGCGAGUGGAGAAAUGGCCCCUGAUGGACAACCCCCUGCCCACGCUGACCAUCAGCACCAUGUACCUGCUCUUCCUCUGGCUGGGGCCCAAAUACAUGAGGAACAGAGAGCCCUUCCAGCUCCGCAAGACCCUCAUCGUCUACAACUUCAGCAUGGUCAUCCUCAAUGCCUUCAUCUUUAAAGAGCUGUUCAUGGCGACGCGGGCGGCGGGCUACAGCUACGUUUGUCAGCCAGUCAACUAUGCAGACGACCCUAACGAAGUCAGGGUGGCGGGCGCUCUGUGGUGGUACUUCAUCUCCAAAGGCAUCGAGUAUCUGGACACGGUGUUCUUCAUCCUCAGGAAGAAGUUCAACCAGGUGACCUUCCUGCACGUCUACCACCACUGCACCAUGUUCACGCUCUGGUGGAUCGGCAUCAAGUGGGUGGCUGGAGGACAGUCCUUCUUUGGUGCACACAUGAAUGCCGUAGUGCAUGUCUUGAUGUAUCUGUAUUACGGCCUGGCCUCCUGCGGACCAAAGGUCCAAAAAUACCUGUGGUGGAAGAAGUAUUUGACCAUCAUCCAGAUGAUUCAGUUCCACUUCACCAUCGGCCACACGGCCUUGUCGCUCUACGUCAACUGCGACUUCCCCCACUGGAUGCACUACUCCCUCAUCUGCUACGCCAUCACCUUCAUCAUCCUCUUCGCCAACUUCUACUACCAGACCUACCGGCGCCAGCAGCCCAGGCGCGAUACCUCCAAGGCAGGCCGGGCCGUGUCCAACGGGACCUUCAACGGGCUCAGCAAGGCUGCCAAUGGGGCGGCGGUCGCAGGGAGCAAGGAGGAGAACCCCCAGGAGAACUCUGGGAGGAGGAAGAGGAAAGGAAGAGCCAAACGAGAUUAGAGGAGGGGGGGACUGACAGAGGUGCCGGUGAGAAAGGGCCUUUCUUUGGGGUCUAGAUUGCUAGUGCUAAAUCAUGAAGUACUUGAUUUGGGAGGUGUCCAUGAAUGGAUGUUUUAAGGUGUGAUGCAUUUACUGAAGCCAUGGUCGAAGUUGUUUUAGUUGAGUUAUGACACAGGCCUGUGUUGAGGGAGGAUCGUUCUGUGAGUGAGAGGGGUCAGAGGUCACGAGGGGACCGUUAUCACGCAUAGCCCAAAAUACUGUAGUGACUGGUGCAGGAUAGCGCUCCGUAUUCCUUCUCCUUAUUGUGGUGCCAAAUGCCGCGGAUCGGCUUCGCGCAGAAUGACUGACGGCCGCUAAAAGAAGAUCCAAGUCAGUUUUCCCCCGGCUCGCUGACGUGAGACGUGUCCGAGAGACGAGCGAUCACUGCUGUACAGAGACAGGAAUACACAUCAUAACACACACGAAAGCGUAAUCUCUUUUUGUUUCUGAUUUUUACUGUACAAAUAUAAACCUGAACAAUAUCACGUCACAUUUGUACUUGCGUAUUUUAAUAAUGUUAUGUGAAAGAGAUUUAAGUUUACAACGAAAGGACAACUCUAUAUUCAUUCACUUCUUAGUAACGGUGGAGGGAUCCUAUAUAUUUUGGCUUGGGGACUAAAGAAGGAGCAUAAAUAGAGGUGAGAUACACACAGAGAAGGAAUAAAAGAUUAUUGGACCUUUGGGACCUGAAUGGGAUUGUUCCCAUUGUUGUGGCAAACUCUACUACAGAAGGUUUAAAUUUAGGUUUUCUAUUUCUGUAUCCAAUCAUUACAUGUUUUAUAUGCUGUAGCCCUUCUUGUGCGUAAUGUGAUGAAAUAUCGUGGAUAAUAUCCAGAGAAGUGACGGCUCUGAUCAUUGUUUCUGUGUUCCCUCCUUUUCGACAGAGAAGCAGGUCGAGUUUGUCUUCGCAGAUGUUCGUCUGGCUCGUCUCUUUUUAUAUUCCCCUCUGAUGUCGUCGUCUGUCUCGUGUGCCGAAAACAAAGACAUAUUGCCGGUCUGGGUUUCCUUUGUAUUCGCAGAGGAUUCAGAACGAGCCGCAGCCACUUUUUUAUAGCAACUUAUCGUGACGCAUUUUCUUCUCGUGUCUACGUUUUCAGGCUUUAACCGUUGCCCUGAACUGGCUUGAAUGUAAUUUUAUCAUCAGGGGGAGAAAGGCGGAUUUAAAAAACUAAAGGUUAUGAUUUGUGUGCAGACAGCGCUGGUGUGAGCUGCACCACAGUGAAGAACAAGCCCGCCUGAUGCAUUGCACAUCAUAAAAUCAGUGCUCAGCGAUUAAGCAGCAAAUCCAGCUUCCUGUCAUUAUCAAGCAGUGACUUUUAAUGUUAUUUAUUGGUUCUUUAUAUUUUUAUGUAAAUACCAGCUUCUAUUUAGCCGAUGGUGCUUGUUUGUGUAUUUGUGUUUUUUGUGUUGUACAUAUUACGUUGUAAUAUUUUGUACACUGCGCGUUCGGGAUCGCUUCUAGCUUGUUAGCUCAGACAUUUAAAGGUCCACAUUGCUUCUGUGUGUUUUUUAAGUCUUACAACUUUGAACUCUCCAAAAUAAAUUCAGCUGAAUGCCUGUCCAAA